GUAGGUAGCGUAAAUUCACAAAACCAAGGCGCACCAUUCUUCGCAAACGUGCCUGGAAGCAGCAGUUUUGGACAAGGACCAUACACCUUCUCAGUGGCUACGACUAUUGAUGAGCAACUGAACCUGCAAAAUUACGUUCGUGUGAUAUGCUCCACAUUAUCAUGCAUUGGAACCGUCAAAGUUGACAAUUACGUUCCUAAUGGACUUAUUUACGUCAGGAUGGGCCGCAGUAACUAUUACUAUGUUGAUGUAGCGUUAAAAGCAGGACAACACACCGUGUCGUUCAUUGGGCCAGACACAAAGUGGGCACCUAUCACUUUCGGUGUCACCGUAUACGGCUAUGGACUGAACCGCGGUUAUGCAUUCACUCCUGGACUGCUUUACCAAAGUGAGUCGUAG
Strongylus vulgaris is the source of this 399-nucleotide messenger RNA. The record is from the annotation of a GenBank genome assembly. NCBI's taxonomy places the organism in Eukaryota, Metazoa, Nematoda, Chromadorea, Rhabditida, Strongylidae.